Molecule: messenger RNA, 5305 nt
Organism: Loxodonta africana (African savanna elephant)
Lineage: Eukaryota; Metazoa; Chordata; Mammalia; Proboscidea; Elephantidae
Gene: LMAN2
Product: lectin, mannose binding 2
Exons: 8
Coding region: 213-1289 (358 amino acids)
Biological process (GO): endoplasmic reticulum to Golgi vesicle-mediated transport
Cellular component (GO): COPII-coated ER to Golgi transport vesicle; endoplasmic reticulum membrane; endoplasmic reticulum-Golgi intermediate compartment
Molecular function (GO): D-mannose binding
Source: RefSeq, a predicted model, not a curated record
AGACGGGUGCCUCUGAGCCGCCAAGGAGAGGUCACACCACUUGAUCACGAUGGGGAAUAGCUCGGCCAAUAGACCUGCCACCCCUCGGCUGCGAGGCCUUGCUUUUUAACUCCCUGGCCACACCAGGGUUGGUGGGCUUCCGGCCGGAGGCCAUUAGAUGGGACACCGGAAGGCGGAAGUCCUAGAGCGGAAGUGGUCGUGAGAAGAGAAGAAUGGCGGCGGAAGCCUGGUUUUGGCGCUGGGGCUGGGGCCGGCGGUGCCUGGGAAGGCCUGGGCUUCCCGGCCCCGGCCCUGGCCCCACUACAUCUCUACUUCUUGUUUUUCUUCUUUUUCUGGGGCUGGUGACUUCAGAUAUAACUGAUGGCAACAGUGAACACCUCAAGCGGGAGCAUUCGCUCAUCAAACCCUACCAAGGAGUCGGUUCCAGCUCCAUGCCCCUCUGGGACUUCCAGGGGAGCACUAUGCUCACGAGCCAGUACGUGCGUCUGACCCCUGACGAACGCAGUAAAGAGGGUUCUAUCUGGAAUUACCAGCCCUGCUUCCUCAAGGAUUGGGAGAUGCAUGUCCACUUCAGAGUUCACGGCGCAGGGAAGAAGAAUCUUCAUGGGGACGGCAUUGCCUUGUGGUACACCCGGGAUCGCCUCGUGCCAGGGCCUGUGUUUGGAAGCAAAGACAACUUUCACGGCUUAGCCAUCUUCCUGGACACAUAUCCCAACGAUGAGACCACCGAGCGCGUGUUCCCGUACAUCUCGGUGAUGGUGAACAAUGGCUCCCUGUCCUACGACCACAGCAAGGAUGGGCGCUGGACGGAACUGGCGGGCUGCACGGCUGACUUCCGCAACCGGGACCAUGACACCUUCCUGGCUGUGCGCUACUCCCGGGGCCGCCUGACGGUGAUGACUGACCUGGAGGACAAGAACGAAUGGAAGAACUGCAUCGACAUCACUGGAGUACGCCUGCCCACCGGCUACUACUUCGGAGCCUCGGCUGGCACUGGCGACCUGUCUGACAAUCAUGACAUCAUCUCCAUGAAGCUGUUCCAGCUGAUGGUGGAGCACACCCCUGAUGAGGAGAACAUCGACUGGACCAAGAUUGAGCCCAGUGUCAAUUUCCUCAAGUCUCCCAAAGACAACGUGGACGACCCCACAGGGAACUUCCGUGGUGGGCCCCUGACGGGGUGGAGAGUGUUCCUGCUGCUGCUGUGUGCGCUCCUGGGCAUCAUAGUCUGCGCCGUGGUGGGGGCCGUAGUGUUUCAGAAGCGGCAGGAGCGGAACAAGCGUUUCUACUGAGCAAGCGCAUAGGGCGCUUGGCUGGGGAUGGGCCUGCCUUGGGCCUCAGGCACUAAUGUGAACUUUUUUUUACUUCGAUUGUAAAAGAAAAACAAGACAACCUUAUUUCUUAACUGUUUCAAAGAAAUAAUUAAAGUAUUUUCUUACAUUUUGCUUCUUGCCCAGCCAGGACAGGUGGCAGGGCUGGGGAGUAAGAUUUUGGCAUCCCCACAGCUGGCAGCAGGGAGCCCCCUCCCUGUUGCUGGCAUCUCAGGACAGAGAGGCCUGGGGUAUGGGCCGGAGCUGGAUGUGACCCUGCAGGACUUUGACGGGGCCUCCUCGGGACACCAGCCCUCAUUCCGUUUGUGGUGUGGUGUGUGUGGCCGCACAGAGGCCCAAGUUGGGGGACCUGGGCUUUUCUUUUCACCCUCUGAGCUUCUUUUCAAGGCAGGCCGUGGAGUGGGGGGAGAGGAGGAGCACUCAGUGGGGCCGAGUGGGCCCCUUUGAUAAAAAUAAAGUGAAUUACCCAAACUCAGUGUGUAACUGUCCUGAGGGCUCACCUUUCUUUCUCUUCUGAUGAUGUCCAGCUGGCUGGUGCCGGCAGUGCUCAGCCUUGCCUCGUCUGGCCUGCACACAGCCCCCAAGGUAGGUACUAUGGGACCCCCAUUUCCCAGGUGGGGACACCAUGGCUCUUGGAGGUCAAGCAAAACCUGCCUGGUGUUACACAGCACUGGUGUGGAGAGGACAGACCCAGAUGGCCUGCCCCUCGCCCUGGGCUGUCUCUGUGCCAUCACUAGGUGCUCCGCGUAUCUGGGUGAGAGGACCUGGUGUGGGAGGUGUGGAGUACUACGCAGAGGGCUCAAGGCCAGGACGCGGGGGAAGUGACAGGGAGCUCUGGGGUGAUCUGGAGGGGCUGAGGGACAGGAGGGCAGACUGGAGUCAGUAGUGAUGUUUGAGUUGCCUUGGGGAGAAAGAUGGUACCAGGGGUGGGAGCAAACCAGCAACUGACAGGGAAGGGCCGUGAUUGGCAGUGCCCAGUCCUGCCGUUGUCAGCCCAGAGCUGCCCAAGCUUGGGUCCUGUUUCUGUCCCUCCUUCAGCACCUCGCAGAGUUGAUGGUCCCUCCUCUUCAGCGUCUCCUUCCCAUUCACGGCUGAAUAACAUGUGAGUCUCCCAUCUUAACAGCAAAAGCAAAACCUUUUCUUUUCGAGCCAGGCUUUUUUGUAAUUAAUAUUAUCAAAUAGAAAAAAAAAGUCUCAUAAAAAUUCGGUAGAAGUACACGAAGUGAAGAGUAAACAUUUAUUUUCUCUCACUUCUUCCGUCUCACUCUGGAGCUCUUCGUUCAUCUACCCCGUCUCCUGUAUCCUUCGUAAUGUGCUCUGUGCACGCACAGAAAUUCCUCUCUCAAAUCAGGCGAGAUUUCAAAAGAUUGAACAUGAGUUCACGGUGACUGUGAGGCUUCAACUGUGUUUCCUUCACGUGGAUCUGUGAGCCUGAAGAGCAAACAUGGUCCUCCUUACUGAAAUAUUUUAUUGAUCACUUUCAGUUUCUUGAAGAAACAGCCAACACUGAGUGCUUACUGUAUGCCAGGCAUCGUUCUAUGCGGUUGACGUGUAUGAGUUCAUUUAGCCCAACAUUUACCUGCAUGGGUACUAGAAAUGCCUUGGGAUGGGCAGCUCCCGCCUCCCCUCUGAAUGCUGAGGCCCAGAAUCUGGAGCUUUCCAAGGCUGCUGCAGCCUUUCCUCAGUGCCACACUCCCUACACAUAGCCUUAAGAUUUUGGCUCUCACUAGGCCUUCCCUGAGUUCCUGAGUCAUUUAGGCAAGCUGGCCUCUCGACCCUGUGGUUCUCAAACUUGGUUGCAUGUUAGCAUCAUCUGGGAACUAAACAGAGCUGCCUCGUUCUCAGAUUCUGGGGCAGUCAGUUGGGGAGCCUGGCCAAUGGCAUUUUCCAGAGCUCCUUGGGUGGCUCUGAUGAGCAGCCUGGCUGGAGAGCCAGUGGCAUUAGACAGGAUUAGUCUGCGCAGAGAUGGAAGCUGUCAUGCUGUCUGUCCUUGGUGGGCAGGCUGGUACCCCUUCCCACUGGGACACAGUCUUGUUUGCCCCCAGAAGUCAGUAGCUUCAAAGUUCACACCUAGAGGUGCUUCCGUGGGAGGUCAGUUGUGAGCUUUUUGCAUUCUCACACACAGGACCGUCAUGUACCCACUGCUCUUGCUGUGUGUUUAAAAAAUGGAAUUAUUGUACCAUCUGAAAGUUAAAUAUAAAUGUAUAUCCAUGUACCUGCUAUGCAAUGUAAGAAAUAAAACUUUGCCACACAUGUGGAUCCUUGGUACCUUCUUUAAACGCUGUCAAAUCUGGCCUUUUAUGAGUUUUUUAACAUUUCACCACGGAGGAAUAUAUCCCUAAAUACAGUGUUGUUUUGCAUUUUUAAAACCUGUAGAUGGUAUUCCUUAACCUCUGAAGCUCAACACUGCAUGUUCACAUCCACUGGAUGACUCAAGACGGGCCUUUCUCGCUGUUGGGUUUUGUUGUGUGAACGUGCCGCAGUUCACCCACUCUGCUCCUGAUGGACUUUCAGGUGCUCCCAGUUUUUUGCUGUUAACGCAAUGCUGCUCCAGGCGUUCUGGAACGUGGCUUCAUGCACAAAGGUGCCGGAAUUGCUGGGUUGUAACUUACCACACAGCCUCAGCUUUACUAGCUGUUGCCAAGCUCCUGUCCAAAGUGAGUUUUAUCAGUUUUACUCCUGUAUCGAGUGCUCUGCCACCCAGUUCCUAACCCAAGGUGUUGUCAGAGAUAUUUGACAAUCACAUGGCUGGAAACUGUUCUUCCUUUCUCUACUAUUUGGAUUUAGGAUCUUUUUGUUUAUUGGUCAUUUGUGUUUCCUUUUUGAUGGUUUACUUUUUGCCCCUUUUUCUUAGUGAUAGGAGCUCUUUCAUGGUGGUCCUUGGUCGCAUGCAUUGCAGAGACCUCCCAGUACAGCUUGUCUUUUGGCUUUUCUAGUGUCGUUUGAUGUCCGUUCUACAGUCUAUUGUCAGAUUUAUUCAUCUUUUCCAAAGUUUGUUUUUUCCUAAAAGUUUAAAAUUUUUGCUUUUCAAAUUUAGCAGCGAAUCUCCCUGGAAUUAAUUUUUGUGUAGGGCGUGAUGUAGGGACUCGGUUUUCCCUGCUGUGGGUAACCAGUUGUGCCAGCACCAUUUAUUGAAGAAUCCAUCUUCCUGUCCCUGAACCACAGCACCACCUGAGGCCUGGGCAGCACCCACUCCUAAGACUGCUGCCUUGCUUACCUCCUCCUCUUUGGAGGCUGGAGGGCUAAAUGUUUAGCUGGACUUCCCAGCUCCUUCUGAACAAAGGUGGCCAUGUGACAGCUGUGGCGGACGAGACCUAGAGGCAUAUGCUGAGGAGGCUCUGGGAUCGGUUUUGGUUCCCCAAAGAAAAACUUGUCAGACGGCAGCUGGAGUGGCCGUUUGCCCGUCCCCAGCUUCCCACCUGGGAUGUGGAGGUGACCCCUGGGGGUGCAGAAGCAGGAGCCGCCUGUGAUCACAGGGGAAAAGAGGAGCUCAAGGGAGCAUGGGUCUUUAGUGAUGUCUGAGGUGCUGCCCCAGCCUGGACUGCCUGCAGCUGGAUGUUUAUGUGAGAAAAAUAAACCUUAUGUGUUUAAAGGACUGAGUCUCGUUUUCUGCUGUUUGUUGCCAAAAAUAGCCCUGACUGUCUGCCAGUGUGUAUGUAAUAACAUUACUUUUCUUCCUUUCAUGCACGGCUCCUGGACUCCACCUAAGACUCGCCAGUUCCUCAGGUUGACUCUGCAGUCAAGAUUCAUACUGUUUGGACUAAGACUAUGUCUGUCUUCUGAACCUUGUGAAGAUUUAUAAGCCCCCUCGAAGUAACUGAAGCUUAGGAGACAUCACACCCAAUCACCUCUUCCCAUGUCUUCCGACAACUGCAGGCAGGAGGAGGGGCAGUCCCAACACAUACAAGACCAAAAAGUUUUCUGUAGUCUGGAGAAGUGGCCACUUACAUAUUUCACCUGUCUUAAUAUAUGAUAAA